AUGGCCAUUGUAAAGUAUCUUACCCGCGUUAGGAACACCACGGAAAGCCAAGGUUCUGUUACGAAUGCGCAGAUCCAGAGUUCUGUAGAGCCCAUCUCAGGACAGCCUCAACCAGGAGCUACUAAUAUUGCUACUCCUCCUGCGCCUCCGUCAAAGGCCAAUGGACUGCUCAGCUCAGACUACUACCUUCAACUUGCCGAAAGGCUUUUGACAGCAGCAAAACCUCCAUCAUCCCAGAAAGCAAAGAGCCAAGGCCCAUAUGAAGGAGUACCUGUAACGUAUCUCUUAGAACAGCUCCUCGCCCACCGGGCAAGCAAAACUACAGGAAAUGUGCUGGCUUUCGUCGAUAACGAUCGCUGGCUCAGCAUUAUUGCGUUUUAUGAAGAAGAGAUUGGUGUUCAGUAUCCCUUUCUCAAUCUUGAAGAGCUGAAGCGCCAAGUCAUAGAAGUUGACCCGAGGAACGCGAAAGAUGAGCAUCAUUUGCUGUCACAACCAUCAUCCGACGCCAUGCCUAGCCGCAGUCAGAUCGAGAACAUUGCGAUUCACAUCUUGGCUAUCAUUUCCAUCUUUGCCGAUGCGCGUGCGAUUGGAAUAGCAAACCCAUGGAUCGAAGAAACAUACGCAGCAACAGUGGCAAGGACUCAGAUUCAGAGCACCAUUAAUGCCGCCGAUCUAUGUCUCCUUAUUCUUGCCGCCAUCUUCUUCUUUCAUAGCGAUAGAGAAGUCCUUGCCUGGAGAGGGAUUGGUAACGUCCUUCGGCUUCUUCAGGAAAAUAGCUCCCGGAACUCGGGGGACCUGAGUCUUCAUGCUGGGAGUCAGAUUGCAUCAUCUGGGGAAAAGUUAUACUGGUGUGUCUAUACACUUGAUCGGCGAUGGAGUUUUGGGACAGAUUUGCCGUUUGCAGUCCAUGACACUGAGAUCGACCGACAUCCCAUGUUAGAUAACGACUCACCCUCCUCGUCCUACGUUAUGAGUAUGGUGUCUUAUUGUCGAAUCUCAUCCGAUGUGAGAAAAUGGCUGCUGGAACCAAUAUCCGGAUCUGCAUCUGACAUGACUCGCGAUUUCCUCGACUUUCGCGUUGUGCAGUGGAAGCGUAAUUUGCCGACCAAGCUUCAAUACGACAGCUCCAAGAAAUAUGACGCAGCAAGGGUGGAUCGUGGAGAGUAUAGGAUUCGCCUGCUCCUUUACCUAAGAGCCAACCAAAUGAGGAUCAUUAUACACAGGACAUCGGCAAAUCGUCUCGCAUCAAAUAACCUCGACCCAUCAACCGUUAAUGUUCUGGCCGAAGUAUCUCAUGAUACUAUUCGGACUCUAGUCCGACUAGCCGACGAAACGGACAUAUACCAUGCACAACAUAAAACAUACAACCAUUUUCUUGAGUCCGCUCUCUCAUCAAUGCUACUCGUGCUGGGAAGCAUCAACGAUGAUGCCAAUCGAGCCUCGUGCCUUCAAGAUGCCUUUGAUGCUGUGGAAUUGAUUCAGCGACUAUCACUAACAUCACCUGUUUCGCAACGUCUUUUAGAACGAUUGCGUAACAUACACGAGGCCAUGGACAGCUUUCGAGCUCGAGGCAGUAGAGCAACGUCGCAGAUGCGUGAUGUCGGUGAAAGGGAUCAGCAGCAACGCGGCAUUAUGGGAUACCCAUUGGAUUCCAACCAACCAAUGGGCUCACCCUCUCAGUCUUUCCCCCAAUCAUCGUCCGCCGGCAUUGCGACUCUUUCACCGGACAUGUCGCACUCGAGACGUGGAUUUGACAUGUCUGGCUCUAUUCUUAAUCUGGCUCAUGAUUUGCCCUUUAUGAAUUUCCCCGAGCUAGGUCAAUUUUUGGAUGACAACCCAGUUAAUUUUACUUUUUAA
Trichoderma virens Gv29-8 is the source of this 1857-nucleotide messenger RNA. RefSeq lists its product as uncharacterized. The transcript has 4 exons. The coding region runs from base 1 to 1857 and encodes 618 amino acids. Lineage: Eukaryota; Fungi; Ascomycota; Sordariomycetes; Hypocreales; Hypocreaceae. The record is from RefSeq and is a predicted model, not a curated record. Gene Ontology annotation, biological process: DNA-templated transcription. Gene Ontology annotation, molecular function: zinc ion binding; DNA binding.